Heterotrigona itama is the source of this 2325-nucleotide messenger RNA. Lineage: Eukaryota; Metazoa; Arthropoda; Insecta; Hymenoptera; Apidae. The record is from the annotation of a GenBank genome assembly.
ACAUUGGCAGAAGUCUUCAGAUGUUUCAUUUGUAUGGAAAAAUUGACAGAUGCACAUCUUUGUCCCCACUGCAGUAAAUUGUGUUGUUAUACGUGUAUAAGGAGGUGGUUGACGGAACAACGUUCGCAAUGUCCUCAUUGCAGAGCUUCUUUACUUUUACACGAAUUAGUCAAUUGUAGAUGGGUUGAAGAAGUAACGCAACAACUGGAUACACUUCAGGCUGUUGGUAUUUCAAAUUCCAGGCAUGAUGAUUCCAAUAGAGAUAGGUGUAGUAUGCACUGUGAGAAGUUGUCUGUUUAUUGUUGGACUUGUCGUAGAUGCAUAUGUCAUCAAUGUGCUCUUUGGGGUGGCACACAUUCGGGACAUACUUUUAAACCGUUGGAAGAAGUUUAUGAACAACAUGUUACGCAAAUAAAAGCAGAAAUAGGUCAAUUAAAAAGAAGAUUAGUCGAGUUGAUAAGUCUUGUUCAAGAAGUGGAACGAAAUGUUGAAUCUGUGAGAGCUGCGAAAGAUGAAAGAGUCAGAGAAAUUAGAAACGCGGUUGAAUUGAUGAUAGCGCGUUUAGAUUCUCAGUUAAAAGCUAAAUUGUUAACGUUGAUGGGUCAAAAAAAUUCUUUGACGCUAGAGACGGAACAACUGGAGGCUUUGUUGCAAGAAGUGGAACAUCAAUUGCACGCUUGUACUCGUUCCGAACUUAUAAUCAAAAGUGCAGAUAUUUCGCGAAUGAUACAUCAAGUACGAAAGAAACCGAUGACGAGUUUCGUUACUGCUCCUGUUCCAGCAGAUUUUCACAGCGAAAUCGUUCCAGGCUAUGACAGCGCUACGUUCGCGAUGCAAAAUUUUACGCAAUUGCAAUUAAAAGCGGAUCCGGUAUAUUCUGCACCGUUGCACGUUAACGGAUUAUGCUGGAGAUUAAAAGUGUAUCCCGAUGGAAACGGUGUUGUACGCGGAAAUUAUUUAUCUGUUUUUCUAGAACUAAGCGCGGGUUUACCAGAAACAUCGAAGUACGAAUAUCGAGUUGAAAUGAUUCAUCAGGGAUCUCGCGAUACAAGUAAAAACAUCGUUCGAGAAUUUGCUUCUGAUUUCGAAAUUGGCGAAUGCUGGGGUUACAAUAGAUUUUUCAGAUUAGAUUUGCUCGCGACUGAAGGAUAUUUAAAUACCGAAUUGGAUACUCUUAUAUUGCGAUUUCAAGUACGUCCGCCAACGUUCUAUCAGCGUUGCAGAGAUCAGCAGUGGUAUAUCAGUCAAUUACUUACAGUCCAGAAUCAAUAUGCCACUCAAAUUAACGAAUUAAAAGAGUUAUAUGUUCGUGCGUACCUCGUUACAUGCGUCUUUGUGCAGAGAUUGGCAAUUGAGAUAUCCCGGAAUGCUAUGGCUGCAACCAGAGUACCUAGUGGUGCAACAUUAUGUGGAUCAACGUCAAAUGUAACAUGCAUGAUGAUGCAACAAUCGCAAGCUGCUGGUGAUCCAUUACUUAAUACCAAUUCUACGCGUUCGGCUGAAACAUAUCAGAAUGGCACAUCUACGAGAUCGGUACAAAAUGUUCUUCCUGGUGGAAGUAAUAGUGGUGUUUUGUCGGAUCAAUUAAUUCCAAUGUGUGAAUUAGGAGAACCUUCGAAUAUGCGUCCUCUUGGUUCUUCUUCAACGUUAUCUUCUAUUUCGUCCAAAACAAGCUUGAAACAACAUAGAAUCAAUCUAAGCGUCGUUGAAGCUGAACUGCCCGGUAUACAUAGUACAAAUGAUAGUUCUGUAGGAGAUUGCCCAGCUACGAAUACUCACUCUCCCCCUCCCUCAUAUUCUUCGCCGACAGUACUUAAUCAACAACAACUAAAUCUUCUGUCUAGUAGCAGUAGCAGUGAUAGUGGAGAAUUAAGCGAACACGAUAUAUAUUUAGACGAAUGCGAACAUAACGAACCACAUCUAACUCUUCUGGAUGACAACUCUAAUGACGAAAAUGAUGUAGACGAUGAAACAAUGUCAGGUACAAGUUCGAACAGAGGUUCUGUAGACGAUGUGCAGAGACACAGGCGAGAAAGCAAAUUAGAUAAAGAUGUUGAAAGUGAAAAACCCACAAAUGAGAAACCAGAUGAAGAUUUUAUGAAAGAAAAUCCUACCUCUCGUGCUCCUAAUCGCUUUCAAGCAGUAUCGUAAAAAAUUCUCUGUCGCUGUCCUUUUACAUUUCAUUUUAUAACGAGAAAAUAAAUAUUCCUGUAUAUGUAUAUAAUAAUGGUUCGAGUUACAGAAACUUGAUCUUAAUUUAUAGUUCGUUCGAAAUGAUCGUUAUAAAUUAUAAAUUUAAUAUUUCCUAUCAGUCGCGAUACAUAA